UUGCGGGGAACCUAUUUUGUGACGGACAAGCGUUUGUUUCCAAUGUCCGUGAGGUCGGUAAACAGAACAAACGCUUGAGAUUAUAAACAGACUUACAAUGGCACCAGCUCAAAAGUAUAUAUAACGGAGAGGUGUUUAUAUAGCAUUAAGUCGUAAGAACCUGAAUACCCCUAAAGUUAUUUAAUUUAGUUAGGCGUAACAGAUAUGAAUGGACUGUGCACUUUACCAUUUUAGACAUAUCUAAAAACAACAAAAAAUAUAUUUUAGCUCUAUAUUUUAUGUAUAUAUAUUGUAGUGUUUAACUCAGGAUGUGGAGGGCAGCUCGGAGGCUUUCAGGGACCAGAACAGCCAGACGCUGUUCCAACAACUCCUCCGUAUUUUCGACCACCGUCUCCUCUCAGCCGAACCUCCCAGAAACAAAGCCCUCUGCCCGGCUUCAGGAGGAGAAGCGGAGGCGCAAACGGGACCGGGAGAAGCUCGUCCUGUCCAGCCCGCACACAAACGCUGAAGAUGACAAAGUAAACUGGAGUGAAAAACCGAAGAUUGUUUAUAAUGCACACACACCUCCUGGGACAAAGAAAGAUACCAGUCUGCCGUUCCCAUCCUCCUACAGUCCAGACUAUGUGGAGUCCAGUUGGUAUCAGUGGUGGGAAAAAGAGAAAUUCUUCAGUCCUGAACAACAUGAACAGUUGGCCCAUGGCGAGGAGCGGACCUUCUCUCUCUGUAUCCCACCUCCAAACGUGACAGGAAAGCUGCACCUGGGCCACGCUCUGACUGUGGCUGUACAGGAUGCUCUGGUUCGAUGGAGGAGAAUGCAGGGCUACAGGGUUCUGUGGGUUCCUGGAUGUGACCACGCAGGUAUCGCAACUCAGACUGUUGUGGAGAAGAAACUUUUACGUGAAAAAGGGAAACGCAGACAAGACUUCACCAGAGAAGAGUUCUUACAGGAAGUGUGGAAGUGGAAGAAUGAAAAAGGAGAUGAGAUCUAUCAGCAGCUGAGGAUGCUGGGUUCCUCUCUGGACUGGAGCAGAGCAUGUUUCACUAUGGAUCCAGGUUUCAGCAGAGCUGUGACGGCAGCUUUUGUCAGACUCUGUGAUUCAGGUCUGGUUUAUCGAUCAGAAGCUCUAGUCAACUGGAGCUGUGCUCUUCAGUCCACCAUCUCUGAUAUAGAGGUGGACUCCGUGGAAGUUCCCGGGCCGACCGCGCUGUCUGUUCCUGGUUAUGAGAAUAAGGUGGAGUUUGGAUCAAUGCUGACCUUUGCGUACCCCGUAGAAGACCACAACAGUGAGGUGGGCGUUUCCACCACUCGUCCUGAGACCAUGCUUGGUGAUGUGGCUGUAGCUGUUCACCCGGAUGAUCCUCGAUACCAGGCUCUUCAUGGUAAACACUGCAGGCAUCCUUUCACCAACAGACUCCUCCCCAUCAUCACUGACCCUGUGGUGGACAUGAAACUGGGAACAGGAGCAGUGAAGGUGACUCCUGCUCACGAUCACACAGACUUCCUUCUGUCUCUGAGACACUCUCUGCCUCGCAUAUCUGUGAUUGGAGAAGAUGGGACAAUGAUGCCAUCCUGUGGACAGUGGCUGGAGGGUGUAAAGCGAUUUGAUGCCAGACAGAUGAUUGUGGACGCUCUGGUUGAGAAGAAGCUGUUCAGAGGAAAGCAGGACCAUGCCAUGGCAGUUCCAGUCUGCAGCCGAUCCGGAGACAUCAUCGAACCUCUUCUGAAGAAGCAGUGGUUUGUUCGCUGUGACACAAUGGCUAAAAAAGCUGUUCAGGCUGUGGAAGAUGGACAUCUGGAAAUCAUUCCUCAACACUUCACCAAGACAUGGAGGAACUGGAUGUCCAACAUCAGUGAUUGGUGCAUUUCCAGACAGUUGUGGUGGGGUCAUCAGAUCCCUGCCUACCAAGUACAGCUUACUGGUUCCAGUUCCAGUGCAGAGGAAAAGUGGGUUUGGGGCCUGAGUGCAGAUGAGGCCCGACGGAGAGCUGCUGUGAAAUAUGGGGUGAAACCAGAAGAGAUCACUUUAAGACAGGACCCAGAUGUUCUGGACACCUGGUUCUCCUCUGGGCUGUUCCCUUUUGCUAUGCUUGGCUGGCCAGAACAGACAUCUGAUCUGCAGCACUUUUACCCCAACUCCAUCCUGGAGACAGGCAGUGACCUCAUCUUCUUCUGGGUAGCCCGGAUGGUGAUGCUGGGAACCGAGCUAACGGGCCAGCUCCCCUUUAAACAGGUGCUGUUCCACUCCCUGGUGAGGGAUAAAUACGGGAGGAAGAUGAGUAAAUCCCUCGGGAACGUCAUUGAUCCAUUAGACUUUAUACAUGGAGUUUCUCUCCAGAGACUUCAGGAGAAGGUGAAGGAGGGAAACCUUGAUCCUAGAGAACAUCUCGUGGCUCUGGAGGCCCAGAGGAAGGACUUCCCUAAAGGGAUCCCUCAGUGUGGAACUGAUGCUCUGAGACUAGCUCUUUGUUCUCACAAGAUCCAAGGUGAAGACAUCAGCCUGUCAGUCUCUGAAGUCCUGAACUGCAGACACUUCUGUAAUAAAAUGUGGCAGACUCUAAGGUUUACCCUGGGGGUUCUGGAAAAUAGUCCAGCUCCGAUGGGAACUCCUGAAGAGAUGGUCACUGAAGGGAGCAUGGAGAGAUGGAUCUGCUCCAGACUUUACAGCACCAUCCUCCAGUGUGAACAGGCUCUGGAGGUCUAUGAGGUCCACGCUGCCACCUUCGCGAUGUACUCCUUCUGGGUCCACAGCCUGUGUGACGUUUACAUAGAAUAUGCAAAGCCAGUUCUGCUGAAGCAGGACAAGGGGACAGUAGUCCAGACGGACCCAGCUCACAGUGACAUCACCAAGACUGUCCUCUUUCACUGCGUGUCUCUGUCUCUGGCCCUGCUGUCCCCGUUCAUGCCCUUCAUCACGGAAGAGUUGUGGCAGCGACUCCAGCCCUUCAGAUCUGAUCCUGGGACCCAGACCAGCCUGUGUCUGCAGCCGUACCCACGGUCCAGUCAACUGGUUCACUGGCAUUUCCCUGAAGUGGAAAAAAAUUUCCUGUUUGUCCAAGAAGUGGUCCGAGUGACCCGCUCCCUGAGAGCCCAGUGUGGUCUCACAAAGGAAAAACCCGACCUGUGGGUCGAGUGUUCACCCAGUCAGGCUCGGAUUCUGACUGACUUUGGGUCGGCGGUCUUGACUUUAGGCAGAAUCUCCAACUUCCACAUCUCCUGUCCUGAUGGAGCAGAUCUCCCAUCCACACAGUCCAUACCUCCACCUAAAGGAAGCCUCAUUGGUGUGGUGGACCACACCUGUCGGCUUCACCUGCCUCCUCAGAGCGGCGUGAUCUUGGAUCAACAACUCUUGCAGCUUUCCCAGCGGAGAAGCAAACUAACUCCAAAACUGGAACAACUCCUCGACAGACUUCGGUCCUCUGACUACCAAACAAAAGUUCCUGAUCACAUCCAGCAGCAGACAGCGAAAAAGGUCUUGGCCUUGCAGCAGGAACUAAAAACCAUUGAGGACCAGAUGAAGGUCUUGGAGAAGAUCUGAUCAACAGGACUACAGCCUCCCGGGCAGAAAUGGUUUACAUCUAAAAACCAGAGAUGAAGAUCUCUACCCAGCUUAAAGCUAGACUGUAAAGACAUGAACAUGGAGACUCACCAUCGUUACCUGGUUUGACCUGAUCUGAACUGUGAUUUAUUUAUUCUCCAGAACAAUAAAAAAAAACUAUUUUUCACUCUGAA
Nothobranchius furzeri (turquoise killifish) is the source of this 3730-nucleotide messenger RNA. It is a transcript of the gene vars2, whose product is annotated as valyl-tRNA synthetase 2, mitochondrial. Gene Ontology annotation, biological process: valyl-tRNA aminoacylation. The record is from RefSeq and is a predicted model, not a curated record. Lineage: Eukaryota; Metazoa; Chordata; Actinopteri; Cyprinodontiformes; Nothobranchiidae. Gene Ontology annotation, cellular component: cytosol. Gene Ontology annotation, molecular function: valine-tRNA ligase activity; aminoacyl-tRNA deacylase activity; ATP binding.